Molecule: messenger RNA, 1164 nt
Organism: Didymodactylos carnosus
Lineage: Eukaryota; Metazoa; Rotifera; Eurotatoria; Philodinida; Philodinidae
Source: the annotation of a GenBank genome assembly
AUGGUUUCAUUGUACAAUAUGGACAGUAGUAAUAUAUCGCCAAUGGCCACUCAUAUGCUAUUAUCUAAAUCAACUAAUCCGUUGUUAGUACCCGGCCAUCAUCAUCAUCCUCAUUUUCAACAUUAUAAUAUGAGUCCUCAAUCACCACAUCAUUUGUCAUCAAAUGGUCCACCUCAUCUACAAUUAAACAUUCCACCUAGUUGGAAUAGUCCAUCAUCAAACUCUAUGUCACAUCAUCUUCAUCAUUUAUCGUCGCAACAAAACAAUAAUUGUAAUUCGAAUUCGAACAAUAAUAAUAAUUCAUCGCUCGGACCAAAUUCAAACUCGAGUACAUUAUCGUCAUCAGGUGGCGAUAAAGAUGAGAAUGAUCAAAAUUCCAGAGACCAUUUAUCAUCACCCGGUUCUCAAGGAAGUAAACCAGGCGGUAGUGCUAAUGGAAAACAGACAGAUGAUCGUGUUAAACGACCAAUGAAUGCGUUUAUGGUAUGGUCAAGAGGUCAACGACGAAAAAUGGCACAAGAAAAUCCAAAAAUGCAUAAUUCAGCCAUAUCAAAAUGUUUGGGAACUGAAUGGAAAGGACUCAAUGAAGAAGAUAAAAGACCAUUUAUUGAUGAAGCAAAACGUUUAAGAGCAAUACAUAUGAAAGAACAUCCUGAUUAUAAGUAUCGUCCAAGACGUAAAACGAAAAAUAUGUUAAAAAAAGAAAAAUAUCCCGUACAUCAUGGAAAUUCAGCAAGUUCAGCAGCAGCAGCCGCUCAAUUAGCUUCGGCUCAAUUAUCAGCACAACGUGCACAAAUGUAUGUAAAUCCGUAUGAUUGUAAUUACGGAUCAAUGAUUGAUCAACAUGCAAUGUAUACACAAUAUCCUCAAAUGUAUAGUUAUCAUCACAGUGCACCAUCAACCAGUCCUCAUUUACCACCACCUCAAAGUACUUCACCAACAUCACAGUAUGCAGCUGCUGUCAUGAAUGGUUAUCCAUAUGGACCACAUGGCGCAGCUUAUAUGUCACAUGCGAUUAAAUCGGAAUCAACAUCACCACAAAGGCGACCAUUAUCCAAUGAUGGUAUUUCGAUGAUGUUUUAUCAACAAGAUCCAAUACAACAACAAUAUCAACAACAUCAUAAUGUUUCAUCGCCAACCGAUCCUAAUUUACAACACAUGUAG